This is a messenger RNA of Zonotrichia albicollis (white-throated sparrow), 310 nucleotides long. Lineage: Eukaryota; Metazoa; Chordata; Aves; Passeriformes; Passerellidae. The record is from RefSeq and is a predicted model, not a curated record.
GUCGGAGCUGAACGAGCACCUGGACACGAUCGACUCCAGCCUGGACAAUCUGCAGGCGCUGCUGAGCACGCACGGCUUCAGCAUGGACAGCGCCCUGCUCGACAUCCAGGAUCUCCUCUCCAACCAGGAGCAGCAGAAACCGGCGGAGAGCGAGCCCGGCGCGGGGGACUCCGGGAAGCAGCUGGUGCCCUGCACCGUCCAGCCGCUGUUCCUGGUGGAUUGCCCCCCGCGCCCAAGGACCCGGCCGUGUCCUAAAGGAAAUGGGGACGGAAUCCUGGAAAAAAGACAAAAAUGGGAUCUCAAAAAUGAC